Messenger RNA from Morone saxatilis (striped sea-bass), 2118 nucleotides. RefSeq names its product LHFPL tetraspan subfamily member 2a protein-like. Bases 545 to 1213 code for a protein of 222 amino acids. The record is from RefSeq and is a predicted model, not a curated record. Gene Ontology annotation, cellular component: membrane. NCBI's taxonomy places the organism in Eukaryota, Metazoa, Chordata, Actinopteri, Moronidae. The transcript is spliced from 3 exons.
UGGGGGAAGGGAGAAAAAAAAGGGGGGCGAGAGAAAAAGAGGAGAAAGGACGACGUCAGACGGCAGUGGGAUGGCUUUUAAAGUGAGGGAGAAGGAAAGAGACUAACGUCCUGGAGAAAAGGAGAGUCAGUGAAUGAGCGUUUGGGAAAGCUGGGCUGCCCCGGGAAAAGGAGCAGCGUUUCAAAAACAAAGGACAGCGUCUUCACUUGCGCCUGCAGAGUCUCUACACUUUGACUUCCCGUGUGCUUUUCAAAACAGUAUCAUGGCUGAGGGAAGCUGCUUCGGUGCAUUGUAGCUGUUUGGGAUGACCAGAGCAGAGAAGAAAGCAAAAAGUCGUGAGAGGAGGGAAAACAUCUGCUCACAGAGGAUAAGAUCAGCAGCCCAUCUGGAUCUGAACAGGGAACCUACUGGACCUUUCUCUGUGUAAGGAAAGGAAUUUAAACUCCCCAGUAUCAGUGCUCCAUCACUCGGAGGAGCGUUAAACAACUUCAAGAAUUAUUUCUUUUAAUCAUCGGUUGUUACCAUAACAGAAAGACUUAACGCCAUGUGCCAUGUUAUUGUAACAUGCCGCUCCAUGCUCUGGACACUGCUCAGUAUUGUGGUGGCCUUUGCUGAGCUCAUUGCCUUCAUGAGCUCUGAUUGGUUGCUGGGAUUCCCUCGGUCGGACUCCAGCACGAGUGGGGCUGGAGUGGACUCCGGGGAGUACAGGCCGUCUCUUGGCCUCUACAGCCGCUGCCUCCGUAUCGGGACCCGGGGAGUAGGGGUGAGCUGCGGGCCCUACGCUGGGACAUUUGGAGAAGUGGCCAGUGGCUUCUGGCAGGCUGCAAUGUUGUUUCUGGCAGCAGGGACGUUAGUGCUGGGAGGAGUGGCUUGCAUCUCCAUCUUCAGCCUGUGCUUCCAGAGCAUCUUGAAGAAGAGCUUAUUCAACAUCUGUGGACUGCUUCAGGCUAUUGCAGGCCUGUUGCUGAUGGUGGGCCUCAUGCUGUACCCUGCUGGUUGGGGUUCAGAGAAGGUGAUCAGCUACUGCGGCCCCGAGGCCUCGCCCUUCAGGCCUGAUCACUGCUCACUCGGCUGGGCGUUCUACGCGGCGAUAGGAGGAACGCUGGCAAGCUUCCUGUGUGCUGUUCUGUCCGCACAGGCUGAGAUUGCCACCUCCAGCGAUAAGGUUCAGGAGGAGAUUGAGGAGGGGAAGAGUCUGAUCUGCCUGCUUUGAGCCUUCAGAAACCUUGGGAAAUACCUGUACAUCUCAGUGGAGGGAGUGACAGACGUUUCUCUGAGUGAUUUUCGUCAUGAUAGCCUGCAUAAAAUCAGCUGAUUGUUGAAAAGUUGUUGAUUUUUUAAUCUUUAGGCUCUCUUCAGAAACUCGCUGAAGCCUACCUAAUGAUACCAAGAAAAAAAUAUUAUUCCAUUCUACAGCUUCAGGUUACACUUCCAGAAGGGCUCUGGUAUAGCAGCAGGCUAAGGAACAUUACCUAUACACUUAUCCAAAGUUUUUGACCAAGAUACUGUUUAUUUUUGUAAUAUUUCUUGCCUUAAACAAACCACUGUAUUGAAAUAACAGGAGAUUAGUUAAAGAAAUUGGUAGGGGAUGUGUUGUUAGUGUUAUUGUGGACAGGUUAAACACUGCCAGUAAAACAGUGUGUAGGGUUAUAAUGUCAUUAUAAUGUUCAUUCAUAUGGUUCACCUGCAAACCUCAACAAACCACUAAAUACUAGCAGAUGAAUCCACUAAAACACCCAACAACGCUUGCAUAAUGCUCUCCGUAUGGACGUGUGUGUGUGAUAGACAUUAACUGUUGAGGUUUAUGAACGUCCAUAUGUUUAGAUUCUGUGGAACAGCAGGACAAUAAGACCCUCUAGCCUGUUUUUUAAAUAUGCCACUUAAGGGAUUGUUCACUUUAAAGGGAGUUCCUCCUGUUAAAUGGAUUGUUUGUUUGCACCUCAUUAACAAUGCGUGCAGAAAAAGAACAGAGAAUCUACCACAUGGUGAGCUUUCAUGAGGGGAUGUUUGCUCACAGCAAGAUAAAGCAGGCGGCACCAUGGCUUAUCAUUAGUUACCUUAUGUCACACCAUAUAGACAAGAGCUAGCUUUGUAAAGAUGUCCACAACACAAAAAAAA